AUGCAAACAAAAUGUCCAUUGAAGGUGACAAUAGAAAAAGAGAAGGAGUUUAAUUACUACAAACCAGGAGAUUACCUGAUUACUGGAAUAACAUCUAAAAUAUUUUCUCGAAGUUAUCCUUAUGUUCUUUCCAAGCCUCCAGCUCACAGGUUGAGAAGUUCUUUGACAAUGUUCUGCCAUAUCCUGCCCUUCUUCUUUGCUGUUCAUGAGAUCAACCAGAGCCCAAGGCUCUUACCCAACAUCUCCCUGGGCUACAACAUCUAUGAGAACUUCUUCAAUGCAAGAAUAACCUCUGAGGCCAUGAUGGACUUCCUCUCUACAGGGCAGGAGAACGUCCCAAACUACAGAUGUGGAAGGCAAAAGAAACUGCUGGCAGUUCUUGAAGAGACAGAAUCUGAGCUCUUUGAUCAUGUUUCUACUUUCUUGGGCAUCUACAAAAUCCCACAGAUCAACUACGGUGUUAUCAGCCACAUUCCUGAGCAAAAUAAUUAUUUUCCUUUUUUCUACCGGAUGACCCCGAAACAAGAUCCUCCUUACUCAGCAAUUGUCAAGCUACUCCUGCAUUUCCCAUGGACCUGGAUUGGGCUCCUUUCUCAGCACAAUGAAAGAGGAGAGAUCUUUAAAGGAAGCUUGGAAACUCUAGCUGUAAAAAGUGGGAUUUGCAUUGUCCUCUCAGAAACCAUCUCAGCAUCGAAUAUAGAUACUAGUUUUGGACAAAUGUCCAAGCAAGACGAAAAGAAAGUAGUCCUUUUUUUAAUCAAUAAUCAAGUGAAAAUUAUAGUUUGUCAACUGGAUUUUCAUGCCGUCGCCAUACUAUUUGCAUUAAUACAUAUUCAUGAAAAGAAUAAAACCUUCAUUGGGGGAAAAGUGUGGAUUGCAACAACUUGGUCUGAUUUCAGUAUCAGACUCUUUUACCGUGUGCUUGAUCUCCAAAGUAAACAUGCUUUGUUUUCCUUCCUCACCAAGACAAAGAGAAAGACAGAGUCUUAUUACUUUAAUUUAUAUUCCUCUACUGACAAACAGUUUGUAAAGAAAGCAUUCCAGUGUUCCUUUUCAAGGCCUGUGUUGUCUAAGAAAGUUUGGGAAAGGUGCACAGAAAAAGAGAUCCAGGAGAACCCACCCCGUGCUAUGGUUAAAAGAUACCUGCUGAAUGACGGCGCCAGUAUUUCCGAUGCAAUCCAAGCUGUGGCCUGGAUCCUCAGUGUUGCCUCUUCCUCCCAACUGAGUAAGGGGAGGGUGCAGGUUAGAGGCCAUCAGUCACCUCAUAUUGUGCAACCAUGGCAGCUUCACUGGUUCAUGAGAAACUUUCAGCUUCAAAAUCUUUCCAGCGAUGGAGUUUAUUUGGAUGAAAAUGGGAUUCCCUUUGCUGACUUUGAUAUCAUGCACUGGAGAAUGUUUCCCAACAAGUCUUCUGCUGGGUUGAAAGUUGGGAGUGCAGAAAGAGAAGCCAUUUCCAAAGUCAAGGUCUCCAUCAAUCAGAGUGCCAUUGUCUGGCCAAGAUCAUUUAACAAGACAGUACCUUCAUCUAGAUGUACAGAAAGUUGUUCCCCAGGACAUGUCAAGCUCAUGAGAGAAGGAGCACCAGUUUGCUGUUACGACUGUUCUCUGUGUACGGAAGGAACAUUCUCUGUGCAAAAAGAUGCAGCACAUUGCAGCAGGUGUCCAGAUGACCAGCAUUCAAAUAAAAAGCGAGAUCGGUGUGUCCCCAAAACUAUAAGCUUCUUGUCUUACAAAGAAAUAUUGGGACUGCUCCUGGCUUCCUUUGCCCUUGCUUUGUCCCUAACCACUUCCUUUGUUCUGGGAAUCUUUAUUAAAUACCAAGAGACUCCUAUAGUCAAAGCCAACAACCGGGACCUCACCUACAUUUUCCUGGUUUCCCUCCUCCUUUCCGUCUUGACCUCUCUUCUAUUCAUUGGCCAGCCCAACAAAUUGACCUGUUUUCUCCGACAAGCCACUUUCAGCAUUGUUUUUUCUGUUGCUGUCUCUUCCUUGCUGGCCAAGACUGUCAUGGUGGUGGUGGCUUUCCUGGCUAAAAAGCCAGGGAGUCGAAUGAGGAAAUGGCUUGGGAAGAGUCUGGCCAAUUCAAUUGUUUUUUCUUGCUCUGGUGUUCAAGUGGGCAUCUGCAUCACGUGGCUGGGAAGCUCUCCCCCAUUUCCUGACUCUGACCUGCAUUCCCAACCAGGACAGAUUCUUAUGCAAUGUAAUGAAGGCUCCGUCAUCAUGUUCUACAUCGCCCUUGGCUACAUGGGCUUUCUGGCUUCCACCUGCUUCUUGGUGGCUUUCUUGGCCCGAAAGCUGCCAGGGACCUUCAAUGAAGCCAAAGUACCUUAUGAUAACAGGGGAAAAGAAUGCUUCAUUUUCACCACUCAAGUGGUCAACCAGAAACUCCAGCUCCUGAAUAAUCUCACAUUUGGGUACAACAUACAUGAGAACUAUUUGAACCCACUUGGCACUUCAGAUGCCUUGCUGGACAUGCUCUCUACUGGAAAAGCCAAUGUUCCUAACUACAGCUGUGGAAGGAAGGACAACCUUUUGGUUCUUAUUGAUGCAGCUGACAGGGAGAUCUCCAUCCAGAUGUCUACAUUAGUAGGCACCUAUAAAGUCCCACAGACUCAGAGUGAUCGCUAUCAGUAA
Molecule: messenger RNA, 2634 nt
Organism: Crotalus tigris (Tiger rattlesnake)
Lineage: Eukaryota; Metazoa; Chordata; Lepidosauria; Squamata; Viperidae
Product: vomeronasal type-2 receptor 26-like
Exons: 8
Coding region: 1-2634 (877 amino acids)
Biological process (GO): G protein-coupled receptor signaling pathway
Cellular component (GO): membrane
Molecular function (GO): G protein-coupled receptor activity
Source: RefSeq, a predicted model, not a curated record